Molecule: messenger RNA, 923 nt
Organism: Bufo bufo (common toad)
Lineage: Eukaryota; Metazoa; Chordata; Amphibia; Anura; Bufonidae
Gene: CLDN14
Product: claudin 14
Exons: 1
Coding region: 43-753 (236 amino acids)
Biological process (GO): cell adhesion; bicellular tight junction assembly
Cellular component (GO): bicellular tight junction; plasma membrane
Molecular function (GO): structural molecule activity
Source: RefSeq, a predicted model, not a curated record
AGUCACGUUGGAUGUGGGAGUGAGUAAAGCUAACUCAAGACGAUGGCAGGCAUGGCAUUGCAGUUACUGGGCUUCUUCAUAUCCCUGAUUGGUUUCAUUGGGACGAUUAUUGCCACCGUACUCCCUCACUGGUGGAGAACCGCUCAUGUCGGCACCAAUAUCAUUACGGCCGUGGAAUACAUGAAGGGACUUUGGAUGGAAUGUGUAUGGCACACCACUGGAAUCUACCAGUGUCAAGUCCAUCAAUCUCAGCUAGCACUUCCUCGCAAUCUUCAGAUCGCACGAGGUAUGAUGGUGACAUCUUGUGUCCUUUCAGUCCUGGCAUGCGUUGUCUCUGUUUUUGGCAUGAACUGCACCCAAUGUGCCAAAGGGUCUUCAGCGAAGAAGAUGAUUGUCAUCCUUGGUGGGGUGGCCUUUCUCUUUGCUGGUCUUACAUGUCUCAUUCCAGUAGCAUGGUCGACCAAUGAUGUUGUCCAAGACUUUUAUAACCCAGCACUACCUUACGGGAUGAAGUUUGAGAUUGGCCAAGCUCUCUAUGUUGGCUUCAUCUCAGCAGGGUUGACAAUAAUUGGUGGAAUUGUUCUUCUCUUUACGGCAUGCCAGAAGGACAUUCCUCAAGUAGCCUACAUCCACCCUUCACGCAACCUGAGGAGGGUGCCAAUGAGCAGGCCGACGCGAGUCUAUAAAAGUAGCCAUACACCGACUUGGUCAUCUGCAUCACGCCAGGGUUAUCAGAUUAAUGACUUUGUCUGACUGGAGCAGAAUCACUUGAUCCAUUUCCAUUUCAGGACGUUUUUGAAUUUGUUCUUAUAUCCUUGCAAUGUUUACUGUAUUUCUAGAACAACUAGAUGGAAUCUGAGAAAUGGAAGGACUUGUAUAUAUGUAGUAUUGUGCCAUGUUUUAUAAUAAUUUAUUCCACUGAA